Messenger RNA from Notothenia coriiceps (black rockcod), 1626 nucleotides. Its product is annotated as cGMP-dependent protein kinase 2-like. The record is from RefSeq and is a predicted model, not a curated record. The transcript is spliced from 11 exons. The annotation marks the transcript as partial. Gene Ontology annotation, molecular function: ATP binding; cGMP-dependent protein kinase activity. Lineage: Eukaryota; Metazoa; Chordata; Actinopteri; Perciformes; Nototheniidae.
GAGAGAGAGAGAGAGAGAGAGAGAGAGAGAGAGAGAGAGAGAGAGGACGCAAACAGUGCUCUCUGCGGAUGCUCGAAUGUGCAAACACGGCAUUUCUUCUUUUAAAUCCUGUCCCUGGCUCGUCUGAAGGGUGAAAAGUGAUUCAGAUGGGGAAUGGUUCAAUGAAAUCAAAGCGUUACAAACACGCGGACGGCUCUACUUCUUCGUCCAACAGCCGAUGCUACAAAGAUCAUGGGUUCAAAUACUCGUCAAUGGACAACCUGAGGGCCCGAGUGGACGAGCUGGAGCGAGAGGGCAAGAGGAAGGAUGAGGAGCUUUGUUCCAGAGAGCAGCAGAUCAAACAUCUCAAUGAGCAGCUGGCCAAAGAGAGCCGAGCUCUGGCUGAUCUGGACGAGGAGCUGCAGAACAAGAGCGUCCAGCUCAACAAGCUGCAGGACGUGAUGAAGAACCAGAGCGGGGCCCCGGCACAUCUGCCAUCAAGGGCCCCCUCCAUCAAAGCCUUCCACAAGAGCCCCAACCUCAGUGUUCGCAUCAAGGAGUCCCUCAAUAGGAGGAAAGGGGCCAAAGCAGGGGUGUCGGCCGAACCCACAUCAAGGACCUACGACUCCAGCAGCCUGCCAAAGUUCUCCUUCGACAAGGCCCGGGUAUCAAAGGAUGCGAGUGUAAAGAGGGUGCUGACGGACGCCCUGAACAAGAACCAGUACCUGAAGAGGCUGGAGCUGCAGCAGAUCAAAGACAUGGUGGAGUGUAUGUACGAGCGCACCUACCAGCAGGGAGAGUACGUCAUCAAGCAGGGAGAGCCUGGGAACCAUCUGUUUGUUCUGGCAGAUGGGAAGCUGGAUGUGUUUCAGCACAACAAGCUGCUCACAUCGAUAGCGGUGUGGACCACUUUUGGAGAACUAGCCAUUCUGUACAACAGCACACGGACAGCAUCAGUGCGAGCGGUGAACAAAGUGAAGGUGUGGGUUCUGGACCGGGAGGUGUUUCAGAACAUCAUGAGGAGAACGGCUGAGACGCGGCAUGAACAGUACCGCAACUUCCUCCGAAGUGUUUCACUCUUGACUAAUCUACCAGAAGACAAGCUAAGCAAAAUAGUGGACUGCCUCGAGGUGGAAUACUAUGACAAGGGAGAGCACGUCAUCCGGGAGGGAGAGGAGGGAAGCACCUUCUACAUCAUCGCACAGGGAAAGGUGAAAGUGACCCAGAGCACAGAGGCCCACAAGCUCCCGCAGAUUAUCAACACGCUGCAGAAGGGAGACUACUUUGGAGAGAAAGCACUUAUAAGUGAUGAUGUCAGAUCAGCUAAUAUUAUCGCAGAUGAGGACGGUGUGGAGUGCCUAGUUAUCGAUAGAGAGACAUUUGAUCAGACAGUGGGCACCUUCAAUGAGCUGCAGAAGUACCUCCAAGGCUACGUGGCAACACUUGAUCGUGACGACAAGAAGAGACAUGCCAGAAGGUCAUUGUCGCGCCACCAGAGCCAUCCGCUGUCUUCAGACGUCAUCCAGCUGAAGGAAAUGGUUUCCACGUUUCCUACAUCCACGCCCUUCGACCAGCUGGAGGUCGUUGCUACUCUCGGGGUCGGUGGCUUUGGACGAGUAGAACUGGUAAGACCUGAAGAUAAGAAAU